Messenger RNA from Pieris macdunnoughi, 330 nucleotides. Lineage: Eukaryota; Metazoa; Arthropoda; Insecta; Lepidoptera; Pieridae. The record is from the annotation of a GenBank genome assembly.
AUGUACAUAAGACCAGUAUUAUUAGUCCUGUUGACCUGUGCCGUUAUAAGUUUUUGUAGGGCAGAUAACUUAACAGUGGGGAGCAACAUAAAUGGUCAACUGGUUCAUAUGGAAAAGGUAUCUUUGUCCGCUAUUCCUUUUAAAGUGAGGACCAAAACUGUGUCGUAUAAUGGACAACAAUUAAUUAAGGGAAUAUCAGCCAUAGACCUUAAAAAGUCAAAGACUAAGGUGAGCAUCAUGGCUGGAGGCAUUAACUUUACAUACGUCACUCUGCGCUUGAAGAGUGAAAGAGGAGAUGGACUCGACUAUCAGAUACAGAUAUAUGUUUAG